UUUCAAAUAUAAAAUGGCUGAUUUUGAAUGACAAAUAUAAAUCGAAAGAAUAUGGAGGUGUUUUCAGUGAUAAGCUGCCUUUUGAUUUUAUUUUUUACAGUUGAACCGAGUUUACAGACAGUCUUGGAAUGGGAUCCAAAUUACUCUGUGCCAAGCACACCUCCACCAGAUGCAGAGCGAGCUUAUCACAUGAGUCUCGAUCACAUAUCUGCACAACCAUUGAUAGCAUGGUUAAAAGAUGCUGCUGGAGGCAAUAUCCUGAACACCACUUCAGGGACAUUCAAUCUGACAUCAGUGGACAAAGGUGUGUACCAGGGAGGAGCAUUAAGUGGGGAUACGUGGUUAUCAAGUGGGGGACAGCUGUGUCAGUAUUCACCAAAUCAGCCAUUUCCACUUCGCUAUGAAGGAUUUUACUGGAGAACGAGAUGUUCUCAGUCUGAUGCUAAACUAACUAUUCCUUAUUUUGAUGGAGAAUUAAGAGCAGACCAUUUAUUUCAUCAGCAUCCCCAAGGAACGAUACCACCACAGGAGAGAUACUACAAAAUAGAGACUGAGCACGGAGGAACAGUGUUAAACUUAGACUCAGCCGACCCAUUUACCAUAUCAAAACCUGCAAGCUUAUUAGUGUUUUCUUCUGGUAGUUCCCCACCAAGUACUAUUGUGGCUAACACAGAUUUCAAUGUAACUGUUGAAAUCUUAGAUGCUGAUAACAACACUAUAACGUCAGGAAUAGAUGCUACCUUAGAAAUGACUCUACAAGUGGCAUAUUUCAAGGGACUCGUUGAGCAUUAUUCAUCAGUUCCAUUUGAAGAUAUGGUUAGCACUAUGCAUGUCCGUUUAGCUGGUGACAAUGUAAUUCAGUCUAAAUCUACAUAUGAUUUUGUGGACAACCAAAGAGCUGCUGGUGGCACUGCAUCCUUCACAGGACUACGUAUCCUGGAUGUUCACGACUGUGUACAGUUAAACAUCACCAUGAAAAUGCCAGGCUUCCCCAAUGCCAGAUUACCAAACGUUUACAAUGACACUGCACUGAAAUUUGAAUACAGUGUGCCAGGGAAAAGAACAGCCUUUGUCUACAAUGGGACCUCCGAUCGAGCCAUCUUAAUAAGUGAAUGUAUUAAUGUAACAGAACAAACCCUUGAUUCUAUAGUUAUUGUCAGUGAUCCAGUGAAAUCCAAGCAAGGAGCCAACUUUCCCAUAGAGCCGUACGUGGUGUUAGAAUUACAAGAUGCAGCGGGACGGAGAAUCUUCUCUGGACAAGAUUCGAGUUUGACAAUAAAUGUGGCUGCCAGUGAUAAUUCUGCCUGUUUGUCAACUGAUUCAGCAACAUUGGUGGCAAAAGAUGGCAGAGCAAUAUUUGUCGGGUCUUUCUGUGCUCCAAUAUCAAAUGUGUCACUGUCUUUUUCAACAACAAGUGCAAUAUCAGCAAACUUAGUGACAAGUGGUUCAACAGCAACAUUUGAAGUCACAGAUGAUGUAUACUUAGGCAAUUACAUAGAUUACUAUUCUUCUGGAUCCACCUCUGAUACUGGACCAAACAUAGAUUCUUUUGUCUGGCAUGCACUGGAAGAUAUCAAAGCCAACAUAUACCCUCAUCUCUUACCAGGAAGGAAUCUUCACAUUAAUUCAUACAAUACAAAUAAUGAUCCAGUCACUACAGCCAAACAACUGGAUGGAAUGCUAGCAGAGGGAGAGUCAACUCCACACAAGAGAGUGCGAGGUAUAAUUGGCCUGGGAACUAAUGCCCUAACAGAGGGUCUGGCCCCAGUGUUAGCAGCCAACAAAAUCCCCCAGAUUGCCACCAGAGAAGAUGAAUAUGGCUUCAGAGAUAAGGCUAUCUAUCCGUACUAUAACAGACUCUCCUGGAAUAUAGGCUCCUUGUCCCACAGUAUCAUGAUGGCAGCUGCUUACAGAAACUGGAAGAAGAUGAUAAUCAUUCGACAGUCCAACUUAAAAAUCAACAACGUCUUCAUUCAGAAAGCAAAAGACUUCAAUCUGGAAAUUACUGCAGAGAUUGCUAUACCAUUCAUUCCUCCACCAUUGUGCAGACCAGGCCUCUUACAGACGUACAUGGAUAAGAUUAAAUCCUAUGGAGUCCGGAUAAUAUGGAUGUUUAUGAUUCCCCCCUUUAUGGCCUUUACUCUGUGUGAAGCUAGAAGCAAUAACAUGACUUCCUAUGAUGGAUACCAGUGGGGUGCUAUAGGACAGUAUGGCUGGUAUUUCCCUUACGCCAACCAAUAUUACGCAGGAUGUCGGGAUCCAAAUGAAUUGCCAUGUAGCACAGCAUUCAAGGGUUGGAUAGGAAUUGAUUCUACGUAUGAUUUAAAUGGAUUGAUGACGGACCAUUGGAAGAGAGUAAUGGAGAGACAUCUAUUUACUGACAGAGUUCAGAAGAAUUACAGAGGAACCAAUAGAAAGAACAAGUGGCUAGAG
This is a messenger RNA of Saccostrea cuccullata (small rock oyster), 2433 nucleotides long. RefSeq lists its product as uncharacterized. The annotation marks the transcript as partial. The transcript is spliced from 15 exons. The record is from RefSeq and is a predicted model, not a curated record. Lineage: Eukaryota; Metazoa; Mollusca; Bivalvia; Ostreida; Ostreidae.